Molecule: messenger RNA, 573 nt
Organism: Cornus florida
Lineage: Eukaryota; Viridiplantae; Streptophyta; Magnoliopsida; Cornales; Cornaceae
Exons: 2
Coding region: 61-366 (101 amino acids)
Source: RefSeq, a predicted model, not a curated record
GCAUAAUAUACGUAUACAACUACAAUUUCCUCCCUUGGAGCCGUAUAAAAAAACUUAAAAAUGAUAAGCAAAGCUUCUUCAACCUCUACUUCCAUCAUAUGCUGCUGCCUGUUCAUGAUUUGGAUGAUCGUGGUUUCACCUGUACUCUCUGCACGAAAAUUGUCCACCACUCCCAGCAGCGGCGGACCUACUAAGAUUGGAGCAGGUAGAAAUGAUCAUCAGAAAGGUGGAUCUGCUAUACCAUCAGGACCAAAAACAGCUACCAAUGGCACGACUGUGAUUACCAAAUCUGCUUACGCCGAAAUCACAGUUAACGCAACUGACUGUUCACCUAAUGCGCGUUGCAAAAGAGGCGGUAAACCAUAGAAGUCUGGCACAGUGAGUAAAACUGAAACAAGCGAAGCAGCUGUUGGUUCACAUGUAACAUUUGUGGUGGGAAUAUUAUUGAGAUGUGAGAUCUGUGCGUAUUCUGCAUGGUUUGGUUUUAUAUAUUUAGCCAAACUAAUCAUCUCUCCGAUGUAUGCCACUAUGUUAUAUAUAUAUAUGUUCAACUUCAAUUUCGAUUUUCCUAAA